GUCAAUCCGUGUCAGGGGCGUUUUCAUCAAAUCCGUUUGGAGUUCUUUCCACUUCGUUUCGCUAGCUACAGCCUUCUCCAAAACCGACAACGAACACCAGGUUGACGACCACGUAUCUGCAGUGAACGCAGCGUCCUUCUCCAAAAGAAGCAAGUCACCAAUGGAUGCCACAAUGGAUCUCGUCACACGCAUGUAUUCGGAAAGACCCCGAACCAUAACGGAGAGAGGCGAUUUGAUUUGGUUCCAUUCGUGGGAAGAAAACGAUUCCGCUUCGUUGAGUAGGGACUGUAGACGAUCAAAUUCUGCGUUGGCAACCCCAAAGAUCUGUGCCCAAACUUGUGCACAAUUGUUUUUAGAAGUCAAACRUUCGAGAAUAUAAAGACAUCGGUCGACACGGUUCCUAUUGCGUUUGGUCAUUGAAGUUCUGGUUCCGAUAAUGGCCUCAAAUCUGUCUCCAAGAUCGACAAUCUCGUCCGUAGACUGUGAUUUGUGCAAGACGUAUUUUGGAAGUUGCAAUGCUAACAAACAGAUUCGAUCGCGAAUACCGGCCUCCUCUGUGGAACUGUCUACAGAUGGAGUAGUGGUCACGUUCUCAAAGUCUCCCCAAUCGUCCUCGUCCUCGUCAUCCCCGAGCUUAACAGACUCCGAUAGCAUUUGUGCCGACUUCUGCACAUCGGCAGGGAAAGUGUUUUGAGACGAAGAAAAAUCACCAAAGUCCCCAUGCUGCUCUGUGCUCUUAGUUUGCGGAGUUUCAAGCACAGAAAAAUCUCCAAAGUCGGAAACAUCAUCGUUUUUAACUGAAUUGCUUUCAAUCGGAUCUGUUCGACUGACUGGCUCGGAAYUUUCAAAAGCACCAAAAGCAUCUUCUUGYACCUCUUGCAUGUGAUCUGCAUUUUGCUCUGCUGGUGUAGUGAAUUUUGCACUUCCAAAAGCACCAAAGUCAUCUUCCCCUGACUGCUGCGCAUGAUCUGAAAUUUGUUCUGCUUUGUCAUUAGGCAUCGCACUUCCAAAAUCACCAAANCCAAAAUCACCAAAGUCAUCUUCUUCUGCUUGUUGCAUGUGAUCUAAAGUUGGCACUGCUGGUGUAGUGAAUUUUGUACUUCCAAAAGCACCAAAGUCAUCUUCCCCUGACUGCUGGGCAUGAUCUGAAAUUUGUUCUGCUUUUUCAUUGGGCAUCGCACUUCCAAAAUCACCAAAGUCAUCUUCUUCUGCUUGUUGCAUGUGAUNCUGCUGGGCAUGAUCUGAAAUUUGUUCUGCUUUUUCAUUGGGCAUCGCACUUCCAAAAUCACCAAAGUCAUCUUCUUCUGCUUGUUGCAUGUGAUUUGAGAUUGGUUCUGCUGGAGCAGUAAAACUCGAGAAGAUAUCCAGGCUGUCGGAUGGAGAGAUACCUGUAUUUGGUUGGGUUUGAGGUGGGAAAUUAGCAAUUUCAAAAUCUCCUACUUCGGAUUGUAGGUUAGCACCAUCCCCGUGCGAAGGGACAUCAUCCUCAGGAGCUCUGAAGUCACCGAACAAGUCGGUACUUUCCUUCACAGACUUAAUUUGAUCGGGACUCCGGAAAUCUCCGAAGUCAUGCUCCUCUAUAGAUUGAGUCUCAAUGUUUUGCUCGGCACUUCCAAAAUCACCGAAAUCAUCUUCCACCUCCGGGCGAUUUAUCUGGUUAUGAUUCUUCUCGGCAGGUGUGACUUCAGCACUUCCAAAGUCACCAAAAUCGUCUUCUUCCGACGGACCAUCUUGGAUUUCGUUGUCGAUGGGAGGUACGACUUCGGCACUUCCAAAGUCUCCAAAUUCAUCUUCUGCCAUUCCAGGACUGUUUUCAUUGCAGUYUGCAGGAAUUGUGAGUUUGGCACUUCCAAAGUCCCCAAAAUCAUCUGCCUCGCUAAGUACAGUGCCUCGACGCUCAAUUCCUGAGGAAGAUGUGAAGUCAUCGCCACUAUCACCAACAUUCUGUGUUGUAGAACUUCCAUAUAGGUCGASUAUACUAGCAGUUGUGCCUUUGCUGGCCGACAUUCUGGUAUCACUAGUACCACCAAAAGACAUAAGUCCGGGUAAAGGUGCAUCGGGCACCUCUAGAUUUCCAAAAGGAUCCGCAAUAGAUAACGAAGGGCCAGUCUCUGUGAYAGCAGGUGUUGACAAAACAGUCGAAGCCUGGAGAAGAUAAUCAUCMCUUGUGCUCUCAUUUUUCAUAUCAKCUGACACAKAUCGUAAUUCCCCUUGUUCAUUUCGUUCGUUURUACCAUCCAUACUUCCUGAUGGAUGGGUAUCAGCUGUUUUGAAUCCUCCGAAACUAUCAUUGUUAUGAGUAUCGACAACACCAACCAGAUCUUUAGAUUCUACAUUUGGAUCAGGUGUUGCAGCCAGCAUUUCCAGUGAAGGCAAUGGCGCAUCUUCUGUUCCCAACGCAUCAAAGAUCGGGAUCUGACGAUCUGCAUCCGAUACAGCCAUGGUACCAGUAGACUCAAACGGUUCGGAUUUGUCAUGAGAUUUUUCUGGCGGUCUUUCGUCAUUCUCCAAAGGAGCGGCAUCAAAGUCUUCAAAUUCAUCGCCAUCACCAUCGUCACUUUUAGAUGAAAUACCCGCUAGGUGCUCUGGUUGUGGCCGAACCGCUGUAAAAUCUCCAAAAUCAUCAUUGGAUUCAUUUCUCUUUUUUUUGUUUUCUUCACUCGCUGAUAGACAACCCACAUUACUAUUGGCUGUCAUCAUUUCUAGUGAUGGCAACKGCCGAUCUUCUGUAGAAGCAAGUUCACCGAAGGCAUCAUCUAUUGAUAUAGAGCGAAGAUGGCCAGUACCCAUCAUACCUUUCGCAGGUACUAGAGUUUCAUCCACUCGUAUUGGCUCUGAAACCGUUCGACCUAUAUCUGUCAUACUCGGUGGGAGAKCACCUUCCAUAUUGAUUCCAACGCAAUCUGAUCCCAUGACAUCUGAUCCUGAUGAUAAUUCGUUGUUUCCGCCUCUAUCAGAGCUUGAAACGCCUCCAAAGUCACCAAACUCAUCAUCGCUGUCGCCGUCGUCCUUGGUUUGGUCAUCGUUUCUUUUUGGUUCUGAAGGUGCGGCUUCAACCUUUUCAAAAUUUCCGAAGACACCAUCGACMUCGUCAAGGUUUUUGUCUUCCAAAAUCGUAUUCGUUGCCAUAUUAUGUUGCAUCGACGGUAGAGUGGCAUCUUCCUGAACCGGCAUAUCACUAAAUGCAUCUGUGAUCGAUAGAGAAGAAGGUGCGCUGGUUGCAGGUAUCAUCUGGGGUGCUACAGCUACCAUGGGUUCUGACAUAGUCUUCCCGAGGUCUGUUACCAUCGGAAAAUCCACCGAUGYGAUCAGCGAGUUUUCUACUUUCUUUUCUCUGUUUUCAAAUUCAUCUUUGCUAUGAUCUGUUGCAUCUACCCCACCAUCAUGAAAAGUAGGUCCCGUUUCGAACUCACCAAACUCGUCGUCCUCCUCGUUCGCAGUACCUGUUGCAACGACAGUUUCCUCUGGCUUCAUUUGUUUCUCCAAGUCCGGCUGAAAACCAUCUCCAUUGCUACUACCAAGUGCAUUGAGUGAUGGGAGAGGGGCAUCUUGUACUGCACCUAGGUCUUCGAAGGCAUCCGAUACCGAUAGAGUUGACAUGGACGUGGGAACUAURACAGGAGUUGCAUUGUUGCCAGAAAUGGGUUCGGAAAGAGUUCGACCAAAGUCCGUAACAAACGGUUGCUGUUGUUGUGCACGUUGCUGGUUCAUGAAAGAGUCCCCACCAAAACUACUAACAACUGUAUUUCUAGGGGGUACUGGAAUAGAAGGGGCCGAUCCAAAAUCUCCAAAACCAUCGUCGUCGUCAUCAUUGUCAUGGGUAAUGCUCGCUUCCGUCGUCGUCAUCCCUGGCGUAGAAAUGCUAGGUGCCGUAGACACAUUGGGCGAUUGUUCUUUUUGCGGUGUUUGGAUCACACCUCCAAAUUGAUAUCCCUUAGAUUGCAAGACAGAAGGUUGCAACGAGAAAAAGCCACCUGACGCUGAAGUAGUGUUUGUAGCAUCAGCUAUUUUCUCUUCGGAAGAUGACUGCACAUUCAUGACCAAAUGACCGUACAUCGUCAUCAGCUGAUUGACAUGUGGAAUUGCAAUGUUCGAAAACACGGGCAGUGGUAGCUGUCGGGAGGCAUGCUGGGAUAUAGCCGAUCCCAUGAUAGUGGUAUCAUUAUUAUUAAGCAUUCCGGCUUGUGCCAUCGCCACCAAUCUCAAGAUGACGUGAAACUGAGAAAUGUUGGUCAAUGAACCGAAACUCUGGGGAUCCGCCACGGUCCAUAUUGCACGCAAAAUUCCUCGAUCGACGCCGCUUUGUGUCAAGAAAGGAACGGCGUUCCGUCCAGAGAUAUUGAUGUUUGUAUUGUUGGGGAGAGGAAUGAUUGUUCCAAAGACUUGGUUGGCAAGAUAGAGACUAUAUACCUGCUCGAUCGCAGUAGCUUCAUACACGCAAACCAUUYUUCGAUCGCUUUGUGAAAGUGCGUUGUGGAAACCUGUUGAUGUUUUGAAGCACUGAGCGUUCGAGUAUCGAGUGUAGUGCGUUUUUCCAACUGAAACAAUCCUKUUCGGUCAAGAUUCGUGCGCCCCUUCCCAAUUCAACUAUCUCUACGGCCAACUUCGACGACAGAACGUGCUCUGAAAUCGMUGUAACUCGAGCCUGUGACUUCGACUAUGCGUUCGAAUACUGCAAUYGUUAUCUACUGAUAUCACCAUGUAUGUUAGUGGUAGUACUCGUACUCGUAGUCUCGCAGUCAUUGACAUGGUUUAAAAAGUGAGGGAGCUCUUUCUCUUCAUCGUACUACCGGUAAGUAUGGUACGUACGGUACUUGUGCUUCUUGCACCGUACGAUUCAGGCCUUGUGAGAAAGGGUUCUCAAGAUUUUGUAAGUGGAGGCCGUCAUUGUUGACAGUCAUCCCCGAUUUUCAAAGAGAGAAAAAAUUGAAGUACGUACCGGUACCGUUCGCUUGUUAUGAACAUACAAUCGUCCUCCCCCAAAACAAUAAUAUUUACUUGUACCA
Messenger RNA from Pseudo-nitzschia multistriata, 5006 nucleotides. The record is from the annotation of a GenBank genome assembly. Lineage: Eukaryota; Bacillariophyta; Bacillariophyceae; Bacillariales; Bacillariaceae.